Molecule: messenger RNA, 1800 nt
Organism: Plasmopara halstedii
Lineage: Eukaryota; Oomycota; Peronosporomycetes; Peronosporales; Peronosporaceae
Exons: 3
Coding region: 1-1800 (599 amino acids)
Source: RefSeq, a predicted model, not a curated record
AUGACUAAUGCGACAUCGAACAGCUCUGAAAGCAGACGAGAUGAGAUCGAGAACACCGUGACCACUUCAGCGCAUUUUCACACGUUAUUGAUGCCGGAAAAGAAAAAGCCGGACUCAGCUCCUACAGAUUCAGAUUCAGACUCGGGAGUUGGUAGUAAUAGCGAAUCAUUUUUUUCGUAUACAAAUCUUCCGGAUAUCAAGCUGAAUGUAUCAACAGAUGGGUCCGUACCUCCAAAUUGGGUUGGGCCUACAAUCGGAGAUUUUACAGACACAGCAUGCUAUCGUAAGACGCACGAAAUGAACUCAUAUGGCGGGUGUCCGCGAGGGUAUUAUGCCUCUGGACAGAAAUGCUGGGCUCAGUGUCCUAUUUCCUACCCUGUCGAAUGUUUUCUUGAAUGCAUCCCGGAGAACGACAACUGCGUAUUAGAAAUCAUGGCCAAGGUUACAAAUCCGGGUUACGUCGUACUCAGUGUCGCAACCUCGGGAUUAUUUCACGCACUGUUCGAAACGUCUAAAGUGAUGCAGAAAAGUCUCAUGUGUGUCUUCAACCUGUUCAAUAUUGCUGAAGGCAUCUCGCGCUACAUUCGGAAUCAGCAAAUGACGACACCGAACGGGACCAAGGAGGAGAUUCUUACGGCCGUAUACCAAACAGACCUCUUUCUUGUGGAUCUCCCUGUUGCCAUAACUGCUUGCAUGGGACACACCGUCCCGCGAUAUGCGUACUGGGCUGACACAAUCGUAACCUCGUCGGAAAUUUUUGUCAAGCAGCUAUUGACCAACCGAAAUAUGAUUAUGAGCUCCGUGGAUUCUUUCCUCCUGUUCAUUCGAAACUCGUCUUUUAGUAAAACUGCAAACGAGUUAAAUGCUGAGACCAUAGCAAAUCUCACAGCAUUGAUCGAUUCUGGCUCCAAGUGUGGGUUUGAACUGAAGCGACUUGCAGACCGCGUGAUUAUCAAAGUAGGUGACAUGCGGGAAAAGAACCCAUGGGCUACGAAUGAAGAUAUUCGUGCGGAAAUGAGUCAGUCUUCAAUCGUGCUCGAGAAUGUUCCAACUGUCACGAACAAUUGCAUGGGUGAAUUACUGACGACCAAAAAGCCGUACGCUGCUUACCAAACGCGUGAUGUCUUGCGAAAGACUUUGAGCGUAAUAAUCGAUCAAUUGAUCGAUAAAUCGACUACAGAUAUGGGUGUAACCAUGUCAAAACUCGAUUACUGGACGUCUAUAUCUAAUAUGGGCCUUCUCGCAUUAUCAGCGCUUGAUCCCACGGGUAUUGCUUAUACGGCGUUUAAUUAUGUUCAGUCGGUAUGUGGUCCGACCGAGUUCAUUGGUGAGAUUGACGAUGGAUCUGCUAAGGAUGCAUUGGGUCUUACAAUGAGAGACAAGGCAUUUUAUAACAGUCAUGGCACGUGGACCAAAAAGGGCGAUGGCAAAGUUGAGCUUAAGUUUGUCAGUACCGACACCAAGAAUGUCGAUGUAGACAUUUAUUCGGGUGGCAGGAUUUUUGCUUCCGUUCGAGUAAACAGUGGGCAAAAUGUGACAUGGACAUCAACGGUAAAAGAGCUACAGGAGAAAACGUUGUAUUUGGAACGUUGGCGACCAAGUUUUCUAGGGAUUCCGAUAAAAGGUAGCGGUUCUCUUCUGCUUUGGGUGCCGCGAUCAUCUGAAGGUGGCCAUCUCGAAAUGACGGAUACACAACGUCGAGAUUUUCUACAUACACUAUUUCAGCCAAUCCAAUACAACGGCGCAAGCAUUCAACAAAGUAUGCCUCCACCCCCCGAUCAUGACGCUUCUUUGCCUUGA